Molecule: messenger RNA, 1257 nt
Organism: Solanum stenotomum
Lineage: Eukaryota; Viridiplantae; Streptophyta; Magnoliopsida; Solanales; Solanaceae
Product: serine/threonine-protein kinase BLUS1-like
Exons: 1
Coding region: 1-1257 (418 amino acids)
Biological process (GO): protein phosphorylation
Molecular function (GO): protein kinase activity; ATP binding; protein serine/threonine kinase activator activity
Source: RefSeq, a predicted model, not a curated record
AUGAAGAAAAUCCAGAACCCCUAUAAUCCAUACCUUCCCAAAGAAACUGGUUCUACAAGUUUUCCAGCCUAUAUUGGUUCUCCUUCAAAUACACCAGACCCCGUUUCUUCUUUCGCAAGUCUCCCUCUUCAAUUCGAUUCUAAUAGAUCCAGUCUAUCAAUGCGUUACGCCCCUGUUUCAAGAUCAAGUCUAUCUUCUCCAGAAAUCCCACCACUACGUCAGCCAAUCAUCACUGAUCCAGAAACUCAAGAUACGUAUCUUCUCAACUUGGACAUUGGCUCUUUUUCUCAUGGAUUCGGCGCUGUUUACAGAGCUCUCUAUACCGAACAUAAAUCAGAUACUGAAAUACCUAUCAAAUCUGGAUAUGUCACUUUGAAGAUCAUCGAUAUGAACGAAAGUGAAACUGAAAGUCGUCACCUCUGGCGUCAAGGUAAAGCAGGCCUUACUGAUACUCCUUAUGGUAAAAUAAUUGGAUCUAAGAGAAUUUUCAGUGCUGUUACCAACAUUUUCAGUGAUAAUGAUGAGUUGUUAUGUGUUGUUUUGCCGUAUAUGUCUGAGGGAUCUCUUCGAUACAUUCUAUCUACUCGUCCUCAGAAAAAAUUAUCAGAGGAAUUCAUUUCUGUUGUUCUUAAACAAGUACUUAUUGCUCUAAGAGAUGAAAUUCAUGUUGAGUUUAAUCAAAGGGUUCAUAACACUUUGAAUGCUGGAGAUAUCUUUGUUCAUAUCGACUAUGCUACUCAAGAAAUUUCGAUCAAGUUAGCAUAUGAAGCAUCUGUUUAUGAUUCCGAAACCCCAAAUCAAGCCAAUAAUCAAUACGCUCCAUUUAUGAAUCCGAAACAUAUUUUUAGAUGGGGUGCUGCACCAGAGGUGUAUGGAAGAGAAAAUGAAGGUAACAGUGGACCAAAAUCUGAUAUUUGGUUAUUGGGAAUAACAGCACUGGAAUUAGUGUAUGGGGAUUUACCUGUUCGGAAUCGUAGAGACUUCAACUAUAUAGUCGAUAAGAUAAGGAGGAAGAAGAAACUGCCGAAAUCACUUAAAAAGAUGAUGAUCAAGAGGGAUGGGAGAUUCAAGGAAGUGAUGAAGAAUUUGGUUAAUCGAAAGAAAAGGGCGUUUUCGGAGGAGUUUGAAGAGAUUGUUCUUGCUUGUCUUAGAGAGAAUCCAGUGAACAGACCAACUGCUGAUCAGCUUUUGAAUGCUCCAUUCUUUACUGAUGCUAAUGACAGGUUUAAGCAAUUUAUGUUGAAUGGUAGAAAUUGA